Drosophila mojavensis is the source of this 384-nucleotide messenger RNA. RefSeq lists its product as uncharacterized. Lineage: Eukaryota; Metazoa; Arthropoda; Insecta; Diptera; Drosophilidae. The coding region runs from base 1 to 384 and encodes 127 amino acids. The record is from RefSeq and is a predicted model, not a curated record. The transcript has a single exon.
AUGGAAUUUGUCUUCAUUCCUCCUCGAGCGCCGCAUUUCGGCGUCCUUUGUGAAGCGGCAGUGAAAUCUGCCAAGGGAUUGCUGCUGAAGGCAAUGGGCAGCGCAAUCUUGCCUCAGGACGAGGGGGCCACCGUGCUGGUCGAGGUCGAGGCCGUGCUCAAUUCGCGGCCAAUGGUCGCUGCCAGCAGCAACCCCAACGACGGCGAAGUGCCCACGCCAGGGCACUUCCUGAUAGGAGCCACGCUCAUGCCGCUGCCAAUCGUGUCUACAGAGCCAGUCGACGACGUCAAGCUGACAUGCUUAAAAAGAUGGCAGCUGACAUCAAGUAUUAAGCGUCGGUUCUGGAUCGACUGGUCAAGGGACAACCUCCAGCCUCCAGCAUAA